Messenger RNA from Trichogramma pretiosum, 3248 nucleotides. RefSeq lists its product as uncharacterized. The record is from RefSeq and is a predicted model, not a curated record. Gene Ontology annotation, cellular component: membrane; neuron projection. The transcript is spliced from 4 exons. NCBI's taxonomy places the organism in Eukaryota, Metazoa, Arthropoda, Insecta, Hymenoptera, Trichogrammatidae. Gene Ontology annotation, biological process: G protein-coupled receptor signaling pathway. Bases 536 to 1339 code for a protein of 267 amino acids.
CGUGCCGAGCACAGCGAUAUAUAGAAUAUACGCGCGCCUCGUCACUACAACAGUCAGUCAGUCGGUCGCGCGCAGCCCGUCGGACAGGAGCGUCAACGCGUCGCGAGUUCCAAGUUCGAAGCCAGUCGUCGUCUGCCCAGCGCUAGUAGAGAGUGCGUCCAGUUCGCGUCAUACUGUGUGCUCGUGUGCGACAAGUGCGACGACGCGUAACAGGUUCGGAAAAAUGCGCCAACAGCAGCAGCAGCAGCAGCAGCAACAGUUGGAGCAGGUCAGCGAUCGGGUUCUUCCCCUGCAGGACGCCAGCAAAGACAGUCAUCAGGCCGAAGCGUCCGGUGAACCAGUCGCGAGAAAGUGAGGCAGGCGCGAGAGCUGCAAGCAACAGCAGCAGCUGCAAGCUCAACAACAACAACAACAACAACAACAACAACAACAGCAACCUGCACAGCAACAAUCGGCGUCCGAGCAUGCGACGGGCCUCGGCAGCUGGAGCUCGUCGAGGCGAUGCAGCCAACAGCACUCGCGCAGGAGGCGAACGAUGACUGACAGCCAAGCCUCCCAGUCAGGACGACAAUGUCCCGACGAAGCUGCCAUCGCCGCGAAAAUUCACGAGAUCAACAGUCAGAUAGCGCAAUUCCGGGACCAGCUGCUGACCAUCGGUCAGUCGCGGGACUGCCCGGAAUUGCGCGAGAAGAUCCGCAAGACGCGGCGCGACUGCGUCAACGCCUGCAAAAAAGCCUCCGAAAUGGUCCUGCCGCAAAUGAGGAGAGAGCAAGUCGGGCCCGUCGAACAUCAGCAACGUGAUCACGCAGAUACUGCUGUGUCGGCAAAUCACGCCGGACUUCAACGAGGAGGAAAUCAACAGCAUACAGAAGGACUCGGAGGACAUAAGCGACCUCGUUGCCGAGCUCCAGGAGUUCAUGCCGCAAUCCGAGGCCGACACAGAGAGACCAGUGGCCCUGCAGGAGGCGGCGAAUCGGCUGAAUCGCAGCAACGGCGCCCGCAAGAAUCUCCGCUGGGAGGGCCGAAGCAACAGGCAGCCGUCCUACCUGCGGGGUACCUUCAAGUUCUUCUGCUGCGCGGGAAGGCCCAAUUACCUUUGAUCCUUGAGUCGCAGUGGUCGUCGUCGUGGCCCGGCGCGUCGACGUCGUCGCCAUCAUCAUCAUCAUCAUCAUCAUCGUCGUCGUCGUCAUCGGUAUCAGCGGAGAAGGAUCUGCGCCCACACUCGAUCAAAAGGCAGCAGCGUCGACUGCUCUACGGUACAUGUAGCGUCGAUUUGGCUCCAUCGUGCUGCAACUUUUUCGCGACUGCUCUCGAUUGCCCAAUCAUAUUCGCACGAUGAUCAAUUGCAUCCAAGUCAAUAAUUGGACUCGCUGCGACGAGUAAUAAUAAUGUAUGCGCGUACGUGUCGCGGAGCCAAUAGCCGGGCUUCAGCCGUUGGCAGUUGGCACAGCGACGUUUAUAUCGAGCUUACGGUCGCACUCGAUUGGCCCAACGUCACGAUUCUCUCGCGUUCGCGAAAAUAACCAUAUGUAAACAAAGCUCGUGAACGCGUAGCUAUAUAAAAUAAUCUCGAUUCUUUCAACUGCCGCGAAGAAGACGAGGAGCGACGUGUGCACGACAUUGAGCGCACGAGCCAGAGGUAAGCGAAAUAGCGACCAUAGCGAUCGAUGAACGGCUAUGUCAUAUUAUAUGCGCGCGUGCGAAAGCGAUUAUUAAAAUGUCUAUACAUUGCAUAUGUACGAUAAUUGUAUGUGUGUGUGCGAGUAUGUGCUGGUUGCGUAACGCCACGUGUAACUAACUGAUAAUUAACUGGAACUAAUAGGACAGGCGCUCCGGCACGACACGCGGACACGUGCCCUGCGUGUAUAAUUGACGCCCGAGCCUGCACACGCGACAAACGCACGAGCAUAGGCGUCGAGGCGCGCGCGAAACCUGUGCGGAAUGUACAUCGAUGCCUACACAAUACUCAGCUGGUCCGUCUCACUAUCUGUCUGUGUCUGUCCGUGCGAGUGUGACUGUAUGUAUGUAUGUGUGUGUGUGUGUGUGUGUGUGUGUGUGUGUGUGUGUGUGUGUGUGUGUGUGUGUAUGGGCAUAACGUCAGGUACGUAACGAUAAUAAUAAUAGUAAAUUUCGAAACGCAAAGGGCUUUCCGAGUGUCGAGUUUGCGGCUGUAUCUCGGUAUGCAAAACUUUUCAACUCGAGGCUGCCUCUCCCUCGCUCUCUCUCACACAUUCACUCCCUGUGUAUAUAUCGCUAUACAUACGAGGAUGCCAAGCCACGCAAACCACGCGCAUAUGUAUAGCCGUGUGCACAUAUGUGAGUAAAGCUCAGAGCUACUUUGACCACUCGACGGAACAAGCCCGAUGCGCGCUCUGAGUGAGUUGUUGUUUUCCACCCGCAACCAGCUCGCUCCACGACACCUUCGUAAAAGAGAGCGAGAGGGUGAGAUAGUGUUAUGCAGCCGCAAUUCUCACAAGCUACUGUUAUAUAUUAAGGUGUACGCGUUCGAUCGGUCAAGCGAGCGAAUCUCUAUACUCCGAGCAUGAAUCUGUGCUGAUCAUUCAAGGAUAAUGACACAUUAUUAAUAAAUUCACAUGGGAAAAUGGGUCCAAGCGACUUGGCUCUGGUGCUGCGAAUCUGUUCAUAUCAAUUUAUUACGCAUAUUAUAUGUAUAACGAAGAAUCGCCGUUCAAUGAUAGCAAUAAGCCAAACGUAACAUCAUUAGCCAAGUGAAACCUUAAGUCAUAUUAUGACGAUAUAGCACAUAACGUAUAGAACUCGGUACAUCUUUUUUCCUCGGUUUCUAUACGCGUAGAUUAGUCUGUGUAGCUUGGCUGUCAAUUUUAAAGUCAAUAGUCGACGAGAGAGAGAAGUGCGCCCCUGCGAAGAUUACGAGCUUUCCUCACAAAUCCCGCGCACGAAGUACACUUUUCCGUAUUGGUAAUUUCGUAGAGCUCUACAACGUUCCAGUUUUUUCACUCUUUUUCCUUCUCUCUCUUCCCCUCUUUCUCUCGGCGCUGCGUCACAUAUUAUCGAGGAAAAAUAUAGAGGCUGUGAAGUGACACGAAUUCGAGUCCCCCUCGGGUGCUUAACAAAAAAAAAAAAAAAAAAAAAAAAAGAAAAAACCGCUUCGUGUUAAUCAUUCGACGUGUACGCUACUGAGAAAAUUUGAUUCUCUCUCUCGCGCGCGCGCGUAUAAUUUCCUCCAAUUUUUGGUGCAACAAAAAGCGGUAGUCCAAAAAAAAAAA